AUGUCAAGAAAAGAAGCAGAAGCUGAGGUUAGAGGAUGGGGGUUUAACCACGUUUUUACUUGGACCGACGGCCCCAACGCUCACUACCCGCCUCACACACAUGCCGGCGUUACAACACACUUGGUUCUCAAAGGAAGCCUUACUCUGAGUUAUCCUGAUAAUCCCAAUCCAAAGAAAGAGCAGUGCAAUGUCGGUGACAGAUUCGACGUCGACGCCAACAAGCGCCAUGAAGUGUGGAUCGGCCCCGAGGGCUGUACCUAUGUGAUUGGAGAAUGA
Molecule: messenger RNA, 276 nt
Organism: Aureobasidium melanogenum CBS 110374
Lineage: Eukaryota; Fungi; Ascomycota; Dothideomycetes; Dothideales; Saccotheciaceae
Exons: 2
Coding region: 1-276 (91 amino acids)
Source: RefSeq, a predicted model, not a curated record